This is a messenger RNA of Monopterus albus (swamp eel), 5782 nucleotides long. It is a transcript of the gene pcsk6, whose product is annotated as proprotein convertase subtilisin/kexin type 6. Lineage: Eukaryota; Metazoa; Chordata; Actinopteri; Synbranchiformes; Synbranchidae. Gene Ontology annotation, cellular component: membrane; cell surface. The record is from RefSeq and is a predicted model, not a curated record. Gene Ontology annotation, biological process: peptide hormone processing. Bases 173 to 2878 code for a protein of 901 amino acids. The transcript has 21 exons. Gene Ontology annotation, molecular function: serine-type endopeptidase activity.
UGUGCGCACUGCAGCGUCUCUGCGCCACUGGGUGCUGCUCUGAAGUCCAACCACAGCCCAGCUCCUCUUUUCACCGGGACGUGAUGGACCUGUGACGGAGUCCGGUCGAAGCUGCGCUGCUCACUGAGCCAGAGCCCCGGCACCGCUUCCACUGGCCAACUUUAAAUUGAGGAUGACUUUAUUGUUGCUUUUCAUUCUGACUGUCAGUCAGUCAGCGGCCACGGGACACGGGCACGUUUAUACAAACCACUGGGCGGUGAGGAUAACAGGUGGUGCGGAGCAAGCUGAUAAAGUCGCAGCAAAAUAUGGAUAUAGAAACCUGGGACAGAUAGGAAGCCUUGAGGAUCAUUACCAUUUCUACCACAGCAGGGUGGUUCGCAGAGCGACAUUCUCUUUGAAGGGCCCCCACAGCUUCAUCCAUAUGGAUCCCAUGGUGGACUGGGCCCAGCAGCAAGUAGCAAAACCACGCGUGAAGAGGCAUGCCCCACGUAACCAAGACCUCAUUCAUUUCAAUGACCCUAAAUGGUCCAACAUGUGGUACAUUCACUGCAACAACAAGAGCAGCCGCUGUCGCUCCGAGAUGAACAUUUUACCAGCGUGGCAGAGGGGCUACACUGGCAAAGAUGUGGUGGUCACCAUACUGGAUGAUGGCAUUGAAAGGAACCACCCUGAUCUGGCUCAGAACUAUGACCAGCUGGCAAGUUAUGAUGUCAAUGGAAAUGACCAUGAUCCCACACCACGUUACGACUCUCGCAAUGAAAAUAUACAUGGAACUCGAUGUGCAGGUGAAGUUGCAGCAGCAGCCAAUAACUCCCAUUGCAUCGUCGGGGUUGCCUACAAUGCUCACAUUGGAGGGAUUCGAAUGCUGGAUGGUGAUGUAACUGAUAUAGUAGAGGCCAAGUCCCUGGGAGUGCAACCUGACUACAUCGACAUCUACAGCGCCAGCUGGGGCCCAAGAGAUGAUGGCAAGACAGUGGAUGGCCCGGGGCCACUAACCAAGCAGGCUUUUGAGCAAGGCAUCAAGAAGGGCCGCAAAGGUCUGGGCUCUAUUUUCGUCUGGGCCUCAGGUAAUGGUGGUCGGCAGGGCGAUCACUGUUCAUGUGAUGGUUACACCAACAGUAUCUACACCAUCUCCAUCUCCAGCACCACAGAGAAUGGAAACAAGCCGUGGUACCUCGAGGUCUGUAGCUCCAUCAUAGCCACCACCUACAGCAGUGGAGAGUUUAAAGAGAGGAAAAUUAUGACCACUGACCUCCGGCAGUGCUGCACAGAAGGCCACACUGGCACUUCUGUCUCUGCUCCCAUUGUGGCUGGAAUCAUAGCUCUUACCCUGGAGGCCAACCUUUUGCUGACAUGGAGGGAUGUGCAGCAUCUUCUGGUCAACACUUCCAGACCACUCCACCUGAAAGCUGAUGACUGGAAGACCAAUGCUGCUGGACACAGAGUCAGCCACUUGUAUGGUUUUGGCCUGGUGGAUGCAGAGGCCAUGGUGCUCGAGGCUAGGAAGUGGAGGACUGUUCCUCCUCAGCAUACAUGCAGUCAGAUGCCUGAGCGACACACCAGGUACAUCAGCCGCAGCCUGAACAGCAGCAUUACAACCUCUGGGUGUUCGGAAGACCCUGAGCAGCAUGUGGAUUACUUGGAGCAUGUGGUGGUCAAGGUCCUAAUUGUCCACCCACGACGAGGAGACCUGGAGAUCAACCUCAUCUCUCCAUCUGGGACGAGAUCACAGCUACUAGCCAAGAGGUUGUUUGAUAGUUCCAGUGAGGGUUUCAGGAACUGGGAGUUCAUGACUAUUCAUUUUUGGGGUGAGAGGGCAGAGGGCUUGUGGUCUCUGGAGAUUACUGACUCACCAUCAAGGCCACGCAGACCUGAGGUGUUGGGCAAACUAAAAGAAUGGACAUUGAUCCUUCAUGGCACCUCCCAGAACCCUUACCAGCCCUACAGUACUCAGCACCACCAUUCAAGUCUUUUGGAAACCCCAGGCCCAGAUGAGGUCCUGGAGGAGCCAGAGCUCCAAGACGAGGAGAAGGAGGAGUACAAUGGACCCUGCCACAGUGAGUGUGGAGACCAGGGCUGUGAUGGACCAGAUGCUGACCACUGCCUCAACUGUAUCCAUUUCAGCUUGAGCAGGUCAAAAAAUGACAGAGCCUGCGUGAGCCACUGUCCACUGGGACACUACGAGGACACAGUGUCCCGUCGCUGUAGACGCUGCCAUAAAGGCUGUGAGAAGUGUGUUGGCCGAUCAGCCGGAGACUGUCUCUCCUGUCGCAGAGGCCUUUACCUCAACACACUCAGCUCCAGCUGCAUUGAUACCUGCCCCCCAGGUUACUUUGCUGAUAACUAUCAAAAACAGUGUUCGAAGUGUCACGACACCUGUAGGAGAUGCCUGAGGUACGCAGACAGAUGCAGUGCCUGUAAUGAAGGCUACAGUCUGGCAGGGGUGACUUGUGUCCCUGAAUGCACCAAUGGAACCUUUUUCCAUCUGGAAGAGAUGAUGUGCAAGCCAUGCCAUUCAUCUUGUAGGACUUGUACAGGGCCGAGUGAGGAGAAGUGUAUCCAGUGUGCUGAGGGCUACCUGCAGCAGGAGUGGAGGUGUGUACAGACCUGUAGCCCUGGCUACUACUCUGAAGAGGCAGCAGGAGUCCCUAAUAACAUGUGUCACAGAUGUGAGCAAAACUGUCUGAGCUGUGGAGGCCCCGGAACGACUUGCACCAAAUGCAAAGAUGGCUAUAGUCUGGUCAGCAGGACUUGCAUCGCAAAUGCAUCGUGUAAUAAUGCUGAUGAAAUGUUCUGCGACAUGGUCAAGUCCAACCGUCUGUGUGAGAAGAAGCUUUACCGUCAGUUCUGCUGCCGUACCUGUAUGAUGAACGGAUGACGAGCCAACCACCUGACACCUGUUUCUCUCUUACAUAGUCAGCAUUAAAAGGAAAUAACAACAAAUUGUAUCAAAGUUUGAAAAGAGCUCUUCAGUUACUGUUCUGCAGGUUGCUAAAGAUUUUCAUAGAUCUCCUUAAAACAGUGCCUGCAGUAUGUGGAAUGUGUACAAAUUCUCAAACACCUACUGUAUUGAACAAAACUGCAUUAUAAUGAAUGUUCUUUUUACAACAAAACAAAGUACUGUUUAAAACUGUUUUUACUCAAAUGUAAGGAGGAAUGAAGCUGGUAAUCGUGAUUUCUAAGGUUUUUCUUUUUUCUCAGCCAUAUACAGGCAGAUUCCAUACCAGAUAAUAUAACCACGUAUCUAAUGGACCAAUAAAUGUAAUAAGCAUAAUUAUCAUAAUUACAAAAGACACAAAGACCAAACUAUACUAGAUGGACUACAUUUAGCAUCUACCAAUUUUUGAAGAAAUAUUCCAGCUAAUGAAUGAAUUAUCUUACUAUGAGCAGCCAGUAAAUGAACCAACUCAUUAAUGUUACGUAUGAAGACACACCUGCAGGGCUUUGUCAUCACUGACUUAGCAUAAUGCAGUCCAGUACAACACCACCUUUAACUAUGACCUCACUAACAAACAUAUAAUUGAAUUUACACAUUUAUGACAAUUUCAACAAAAACUGAAACACUUUGAGCUUCAUAUACACAGAUGUUGAGGCAGAAAUGUUGCAUUGAAUUGCUGGUGAGUGUAGAAGAAUAUGCACAGACAUUGAAGAACCUUUCCUAACUUUUAUCACAGUGUUAGUUGCAUAACCUUGAAAAUGUUACUGUGCAGAUGCCUUCAUCCUACAAACUGAUAAAAGUUGGCUUUGACAACCUGUUUUAUUGAAUAGCUAUGCACACUUGUUGGUCGUUGUAUUAUGCAGCCAAGUGAAGCUGGGUGCUUUAACAUCAAUUCAUCUCUUGAAGCUUCAUUGCACAAGUAUAUUAGAACUAUCUAUUUGGACCGGUUGAAAUCAGAAAUUAUAUGUCACUAGUGAAAAAUAGUUAAGUGUUUACAUCAUGGGACACUUUUCAUCAUUCCUUUUUCAUAAAGCUUGUUCAGGUGACCCUGCUGCUAUUAUGCUUAUACUGCUGGGGGACCUCCCAUGAUGCAUCAAGCACCUCUCCUCUCCUCACUCUCCAUACAUUUAUAUUCCACCACUGCAUGUCAUUAACUUUGUGUCUCCUCCUUCCCAUAGUUUAUGCUCUCUCCCUGUACCCUCCCUUGUAUAAAAUGAAUAUAAUUUAAUUGAACUCAAUUGGCUUGAUGGCUUGGCAGAGAGAUUGGCCAGCAAAUCUCCAGUUGUCUACUACAGUGUUCUUACACAGGGGAAUAUCUGUGCAAAUGGUCUCAGUAGCUUAUGCCAAUGAUGCUAAGAUGUGCUUGAAAAGCGACUCAGCCUUCCCCCAGAGGUGCAGGACUGGAUAAAACAGGCAGAUCGAACAAAGAACUUAAUGCACCAGGGUUCUGCGCACCACAGGUCCCCCCAUGUGAUACUGCACUCGACCGUCUGAUCCCACCUUGUCCAUGCUCCCUGCUGUCACAUUCCAGCUGACUUUUUCUACUGCUUUCACCGCCUGCUGCCUCUCUUCCACAGACUUUGUCAUAGUGGGGCAUGGGGAACAACCCCGGUCCCGCUUGUCCAGUAGUCACCAAGUCUAUUAGUGCACUGUGGUGCAGUCUUGCCUCUGCCUUUUCAACAGCAUCCUUGGCCGUCCAUUUCUUGCCUGUCUUCAUAUCAAUGCCAGCUUGAGAGACCUUGGGGUUGCCUGACUGUCUGUGUUGCAGCACUUCCCUGGCACGGAUGUUCAUGAACUCCUCUGUGAUGGAACUAAGAGGAAGUUAGUCUUGUUCUUCUUCCAGUAUAAGGCUGUGUUGCUCAAUAAUCUUGGGAGUCCCAGCCACCCCUGCUGGUGCUGGAAAUCUUCUUUUCUAGUUCUUCCACAGCUGAUAUUGCCACCAGAUACAUGGGAGGAGCCAACACUGGCAAAUCGAAGCCUUACUUGCCUGCUCUAACUUGUCUACUGAAAAAGAACUUAAUACACCAUUGUUGGGUUCCUCCAUUGAGGUUCUGAUUGACUCUGCGGCCUUUAAUGAGCCAAGGCUCUUUACAGGCUUCUUCAUCAGGUUUGGCAUACAGGUUCCCCCCCACUGUGAACUGGCAGCAAUCCACCAGCUUACCACCUCUGAUCACAAGGGGACUUGUGUCCAUGCAAUGAGGUCCUCCCCAGUCCCCACAGAAUCCAGCUUCAUCCUGGAGACAUCUUUGUAGUGACUGUCAGGUCAACCAUGAAUGCUCUGAUGGGUGGUUGUCAGAUCCCAGAUUUGAUCAUAGGUCCCCUACACUCUACCUCAGCCAACUUCACCACAAUGUUCAUUGCUACAAACAUGAUACAGAUGUCAUAUCCACACCCCUCCUACUGCCAUAGGUGGCACCUAUAACACAGUAAUGGGGCCUAUUGUGUGGAGAAGUGAUGCCCAUUGAAGCCCAGUGUUACAUUUUUGCAACAUUAAAAUAAAUGCAUCCAAAUCAUGUAUAUUUUACUUUAAAAAAAUGUAUUAAAAUAUUCUAUUACUAAACAUCUUUAGGAUAAAGAAAAAAAUACUACAGGUCAAAUAAUUAGAUAAUUGUUGAAAUUGGCCUAAAUGAGAGAACUGUAAAUCUUACAGUAUUACUAUUUUCCCACCAAAAAUGUUGCAGUGAUACAGUUCAGAAUCUGGGGUGUUGGGAUACGUAGCGUUUGUCUACAAUCAGUCAGGAGUACUGUAGGUACUACAGAUAGCACUAGACCAGGAGUGGGUAAUCCCACUCCUCGAGUGAUGCUGCCCUGCUUGUUUUUCGGGUAAGUUCAGUCAAUCAGAAG